Messenger RNA from Camelina sativa (false flax), 1612 nucleotides. RefSeq names its product AT-hook motif nuclear-localized protein 7. Lineage: Eukaryota; Viridiplantae; Streptophyta; Magnoliopsida; Brassicales; Brassicaceae. Gene Ontology annotation, molecular function: minor groove of adenine-thymine-rich DNA binding. The record is from RefSeq and is a predicted model, not a curated record.
CCUUUUUUUAUUUUUAUUUUUUUUUGAUAUUUUCAUUUGUCUCUCCCUCUAUUUCAUCAUUAAUCUUUUUUUUUGUUCUACUUUUGUUUGAAGUAUGAGAAUACAUUAGUAAUAAGUAAGUAAUCUCUGUUUGUCUCUUUGGAUCAUAAAGAUUUGUUUUUUUUUCUUUCUUUCUUGCUGAGAGACGCUAAUCUCCGGUGUGAAAGCUUUAUCUUCGUAGAGACGUCACGUCAUCAUCUCUGACCAGGAGAGGGGCGAGUCAUCAUCUCUUCUUCUUCUUCUUCUUCUCGACGACUGUGGCAAGUUUGAGUGUGAAGAAGAGAGCAACUUGGAGACUUGUUGUUGAGACCCAAAACAAAAAAAGCUUCAGCAGUCAGAAUGGAAACAAGCGACAGAAUUAGCUCUGGUGGAGGCGUGACUGUUAUUGGAGCUGAAGCUCCAUCUCCGUAUCACAUGGCUCCUAGACCAUCUGAGACUGAGACCCCCCCUUUUAACCACUUCCUCGGUUCAUCUCUCUCUCCCUUGGACCCUCCUUUGCCUUCCUCAGGGAAAAAGAGGAGGGGCAGGCCUCGUAAAUAUGAACCUAAUGGCACUCCUUCUUCUUCAUCAACAACUCCUCUUGUCAAGAAACGAGCCCAAAGACCCAAGCUCAAUGGUGCUUUUGAUUUCAACAUCCAUAAGACCACCUCUCGUUUCCCUUCUUCUUCUGGUCAAAAGUUUGGACUUGGGAGUGGUGUUGGAUCAAAUUUCACACCACAUAUAAUCACAGUGAACACUGGUGAGGAUAUUACCAUGAGGAUCAUCUCCUUUUCACAACAAGGACCACGAGCUAUUUGUAUCUUAUCAGCAAAUGGCGUGGUAUCAAACGUUACUCUUCGCCAGCCAGAUUCAUGUGGUGGUACUCUCACCUACGAGGGUCGGUUUGAGAUACUGUCCCUGUCUGGUUCUUUCAUGGAAACAGAGAACCAAGGAGGAUCAAGAGGUCGGUCUGGUGGCAUGAGCGUCUCUUUGGCGGGUCCUGAUGGUCGUGUUGUUGGUGGUGGUGUGGCCGGUUUGCUCAUUGCCGCCUCUCCGAUUCAGGUUGUUGUUGGCAGUUUCAUAACGAGUGAUCAACAAGAUCAUCAGAAACCGAGGAAGCAAAGGGUUGAGCAUACCCCUGCCACGGUCGUGUCAUUGCCUACUCCUCCUCCUCCUCCGGCUUCUGUUUUCUCAUCGUCAAACCCAGACAGAGAGCAGCUGCCAUCUACAUUCUGGACCAACGGACCGAGAAACUCAGCCACUGACAUCAACAUAUCUUUACCAGAUGACUGAGUCUCACGCAAGAUGGAAGAUUAGGUUUCAGAUUAACUCUCUGCUGUGUCUGUACAAUGGUUGUUAGGAGGAUUGAGUGAAUGAAGCUGAAUGUUAUCUGAUAGUUGAAGCUUAAUGUUAGUUACUCUGUACGCUUUUCUUUUAGAACAACCUGAGAGAGCUUCUUCUACUUUUAGGGCAACUUUCUCUGAUGACUUGUAGUGGUGACUAAGUGAGGUUUACUCUUUUUAAUUGCGGAUUAUUCAUCUGUGUUUCCCAUCUUUAGUUGAUGAUUCCUAUAUUUUGUGAUGUUUUACACUUU